This is a messenger RNA of Apus apus (common swift), 6292 nucleotides long. It is a transcript of the gene ARHGAP8, whose product is annotated as Rho GTPase activating protein 8. The transcript is spliced from 13 exons. The coding region runs from base 162 to 1436 and encodes 424 amino acids. Gene Ontology annotation, biological process: small GTPase-mediated signal transduction; negative regulation of endocytic recycling. The record is from RefSeq and is a predicted model, not a curated record. Gene Ontology annotation, cellular component: cytoplasm. NCBI's taxonomy places the organism in Eukaryota, Metazoa, Chordata, Aves, Apodiformes, Apodidae. Gene Ontology annotation, molecular function: GTPase activator activity.
CGGGAGAAGCACCUGCGGGCUCCGCCGCCGCCGCCGGGCACCUGAGGCCGGCGCGCCCCGGCUCCUUGUCCGGCCGCUGGGGGAAGGGUUGAUGCAAGGACCAUUUCAUCCUGCAGAAAUCACUUGGCGAGAUCUGCAUAGACUUGUUCCUAAGGGGAAACAUGUCUGAGAUCGACUAUGAGAAGUUAGCUGAAAUAGAACUGCAGAAAGAUGAAGCAGAAGAUACACAGUCAGAACAGGAAGAAACACUUGUCUCUCCUCCACUUGAGGAUCCUGAGUUAAAUAUCAAUCACCCUUACUAUGAUGUUGCAAGACACGGCAUCAUUCAGUUAGCAGGUGAUGACAAUUCUGGAAGGAAGGUGAUUACCUUCAGUUGCUGUCGUAUGCCCCCCUCCCAUCAGCUCAAUCACACCAGAUUGCUGGAGUACUUAAAGUAUACUCUGGACCAGUAUGUAGAGAAUGAUUAUACGGUUGUCUACUUUCACUAUGGCCUGAAGAGUCUGAAUAAACCAUCUCUGAAAUGGUUACAAACAGCCUACAAAGAAUUUGACAGGAAGUAUAAGAAAAACCUUAAAGCACUCUAUGUUGUACAUCCAACUAACUUCAUAAAAAUUCUGUGGAAUAUCUUUAAACCUCUCAUAAGCCAUAAGUUUGGGAAAAAGAUCACUUACUUGAACUAUUUAAGUGACCUGAGAGAGCAUCUCAAAUAUGACCAGCUAAAUAUCCCUCAAGAAGUCAUCCGACAUGAUGAAAAUCUUCGGAGAAAACAGAAGGGAAAACUGCCACCUGUGGUUAAGGUUCCUCCACCACGGCCACCUCUGCCUACCCAGCAAUUUGGAGUCAGUCUGCAAUAUAUCAAGGACAAAAAUAAAGGUGAACUAAUCCCCCCAGUAAUGAAGGAAACUGUAUCCUACCUAAAAAUAAAAGGACUACAAGUAGAGGGCCUCUUCCGAAGGUCAGCCAGCAUCCAGACUAUCAAAGAUGUUCAGAAACUCUACAAUCAGGGCAAGUCUGUGAAUUUCGAUGAUUAUCAUGAUAUCCAUAUUCCUGCUGUAAUCCUCAAGACUUUCCUUAGGGAACUCCCUCAGCCAUUACUAACAUUUGAGUGUUAUGAUCAUAUCCUUGGAAUCACCAGUGUGGAGAGCAGUCUCCGAGUCACCAGAUGCAAGCAAAUCAUUCAAGGACUUCCUGAGCACAAUUAUGUUGUUCUGAAAUACCUGAUAUGCUUUCUCCAUAUGGUUUCACAGGAGAGCAUAUAUAACAGAAUGACAGCAUCUAGCCUGGCCUGUGUCUUUGGUUUGAAUUUGAUCUGGCCAUCAAAAGGAACAGCCUCCCUGAGUGCUCUGGUACCUUUGAAUCUCUUCACUGAACUGCUGAUAGAUUUCUACAGGAAUAUAUUCCACUCCCGAACAGUGCCUGGUGAGAUCUUACCUUAAUGUUCCCAGGAAGGCAAAUGACGUGUGCCUGCCCGAGGGAAGGAUCUCCAUGCUUCAGCUGGUGGGAGCUUUAUAUUCAGGGCUCUCUCCUGUGAACGAAACUUUCAGUGAGAGUAAAGUUUCUAUAGCUUUCCAAAUACCAAAGAUGUUGGGAGAAGCACACUGCCCCAUAUAUCCUCAUCACACAGCGGAAAAUAUGUAUGUGAACAUUCAAAGAUUAAUAGGUCAAAGCGAAUCCCCUUCUUAAAAUAGAGCAGCUGACAAAAACUAUGUUAAAAAAAACAUGACACUACAUGCCAGUCUGUAAUUUCUUUGGUGAUCUGGAGACCUUACUAUGUGGCAUUAUUUUCUGGGACCAUGCAGAGCUAACUUCUGGACAACUCGUGAGUGUACAGCUUUCUUCUUUUUUUUUUUUUUUUUACUUUUUUUUUAAUUUGAAUGCAAGUUUGUUAGAAAAUUCCCUAUUGAGUUAAUGAAGGUUAAAUCAGUUUUUAAGAUGCUAAAAUUUCUAAACUAUUUUUCCAUAAAAUCCUGUCUUAUUUUACACAAAAAGGUGUGGGGCAGUUGUGGCACAUCAGGUUUGCAAUUACAGUGGAGAGUAAAGUGUUUCCUGGGUAAUUUGAGUCGUGCAGACAGCUAACUAAUUAUGCUUGCAAACAUCUAAUAUGUGUAUUUAAUCACUGUAGCUGCACAUGCAAAGUGUGUGGAAGUUUUUUUCUUAUUAUAAGUUCAAAUGGGGAGCAAUAAUAUUCUGGGUGUUUUUUUUCUCUAAAUACUUGGGAUUUCCAUCAGUGGACUUAAAUCAGCAAGCAUAUAAUACAGAAUAUAGACUAACUUUGAGAAGAGUACCCCUGAUGUUUGGGCUGCAUUCUUUUGCAUUUAGAGUUGAUAGAAAUUGGCUCUUCAUAUCACUUUCUCUAGAAAGCAGUAAGAGCAACUACUUGAAUAAUAUACCUAAUAUCAUUUUUAUACAUUGAAAGUCUAUUAUUAGUCCCAAUGUGAAUAAUUAGCCAACACAAAGGGAGAAUUUUCAGUGUUUCCUUUCUGACUAUGCCACUUGUAUUUUAUGAACUUUUACACAGUGCUAUUUCAUUGUUUAACAGUGAUUAGUAAUGAGGUGGUGUAACAAAGUUAUCAUUAUAGUUCCCUGCAAACCAAAAGAAAAUUAACCAGUGGUUAAAAAAAAAAAGGUAAGCAGUAUUUUCCUUCAUGUUCUGGUCUUCCUGAUUCUGUGCAAAGCUUAGAAAACAGAGGGACUGUUUAGACUUCAGUGAAAGUAAUAGUCUCAGAAGGACAACUUAGGCAUCCCCUCCUCUGGAAAGAGAGCCACUUUUUAUCUUGUAGGUUCCAGAGAGUUGAGAGUUUGUCCUUCUGGCCUUCCUCUUAGCAGUUACCAAUUGCCUGCCUGUGUGAGGGGUGCAACAAAACCUUAUUGCAAAGGGUAAAGAGGGUUCAUUCUUGUCAGCAAUUCCAGAAAUAACCAAGUAUUUCAGAAGGCUGUGUAAUGCCAGAUGUGCCAGACCUUCAUUUGCCCAGUAGGUGUCAGCUGUAGCAUUAGACAAUGAUGAAAAUUUGAAAAAUACAGAGGCUUUAGAACAAGACAUGUUAGGACCAAGUUCUUACAUCACAGUUGUGUGCUUUCCCCAGUUCCUCAAGUCUCUUAAAUACAACUUUUUGGCCUUUGAAUAUCUGUAAAGAAUAACCACCUAUGACUCCCAUUUAAAUAUAACAUCUUGCAUAAUACAGAGAAAAUAAUUAACCAGUAUUCAUGAUUGUUGAAUUUCAGCAAAAUGAGAUUGCCAAGGAUAAACCUGUCAUGGUUUUGUAUUGCAACUCAUCAGUUUUACAUCUGAUUUAUCGAUGACAGCAUCCUAGCCUUGUUGUAUUAUGAAAACCAAACACAGUUAUGCUCAGCACUGUUCAGCAGCACGACAGCAUGGUUCUGUGCAUCAGCACCCUGUUCUUAUCGGGGAGGAAUCUGGCCUCUGGCAAUUAACAAAACCUGAGGUUUUUGCCACUCUCUGACCUUGGUCAAAAUACACGUGCGUUAGUUUUGCUGUCCAUAAAAAGAAGUAACAGUUGUCAUUAGAAAAGUGCUUUGGGAUUAAAUGCUGAUAAGUCUUAUAGAAUGGUUGUUUGCCAUUUCCCUGUGUGCUCUUCCAAAAAAUCCAGCAACAUCAAAUGGCAUUUAGUCUUCAGGCUACACAGAACGGGAAUGUGAGUCCUGGGUGGCUUUAGCACAGUAGCAUGCCAGAGCCCUGGGGGGUGAAAUCCUGAGUUCAUGGAAGUCAGCUUUGCUCAACAAGUCCCCAGAGCCUGGGGAAGGGGGUACCCCAUAGAUUUAGUUCUCUAACUCUUCCUAGGUUGGGAGAGAGGGAAUUUGGCAGCAUCAGUCAUGCUGCUGGUGCAGACCCUCAGGGCACAGCUGUCUCUGACCCCAUUACUUUUACAAGUAAAAAGUACAAGCAAAGAGCAUCGCUUCUGGUAAUUUGCCUGCCUGUAGACACACGAUGAGAGUUAAAACCAGACUCACUCUUUCAGUAUUGGUCAUAUGCCAAACUGCUGGUCUUCCUUUUAAGUGCUCUGCAAACUACCAUUUUGCAGCAAUUUAUAGCUCCUCUCACUUAGUCAAUGAAGAGCAAAAUGGCGUUUUCUCAUCUCAAGGUGCCUUCUUCCUUUGAAGAACUGAUAACAUCUGUUAUCCACCCGUGUGGAUAAUUUGAUGCUUAAGGAAAGUGGAGGCUCUGGUUUGGAUUGCCACUAGCACUGGUGGGGGGAUGUGGGGCUCCUGCUCCCCUUUCCUUUCCUGCCUCCCCAGCAGGCAGCCAAAGCCAGAGGAAAGGAAGGUGCUCACCUCCACCCCAGCCUUGCCCUGCGAGCCUGCCCAUCACAGGGAAGGGAUUUUCCCAAAUCAAAGGCACCUGGGUAUCAAAACCCUCCUAGCCAUGAGACCCCAGCUUUGUGCCCCCUACCCCAAAGGAACUGGUGAAAUCCUUCGUCUGUAGCAGAAGCCCCCGAUCUCCGUCCUCAGUGCCAGACUUAACUAUGACAUUAAAUCAGUUCUCAUGAAUUAUUCAGAAGGGUUUGGAGUGAAAUUCAUGUUAGAGAAAUAUAUGUUUCAAAUUUCCUGACUCUAAGAGGAGUCCUGGAGGUGUCCCCUGCAGUUACUUUGAUAACAGUUUCUCUUUACAAAUGAUAAUUGCACGAUUCGAGCUUUUGUACAGUGUGGCCUUGUGAACUCUUCGCUCAUAUCAAAGAACAAUUUGCAGAUCAUUUCCAUAGCAAAAAGAAAGUGAUUAUGGAGAUAAUCUGUUGGAAACACACAUGCUGGAUUUCAGUUUAAAACAAUAAAAUGCAGUCAUAGAAUGAGAAAUCAAGUGUUACCUAGCUGACAAUAUAUAGAGAAUAAAUUGCCUGAGCAUUUUAGUUUACCGAGCUGUUAGUAGUUGAAAAUUGGCCCCAAGAUUAGUCUGAUUAUCAGGAUGCCUCUAGCAACAAGCAGCAAAGGGGGAAGGGAAUAUCUUCUACCCUGAAUCUAUGAAGAAAUGUAAGAAGAUUGAACAAUGUCAUUAACCAAGGGGGGUCUUUACAGUUCUUACAAAAAACUUCCAUAAAUGAUUGUCACUUAGAUGUGUGCAGAUGAUCUGUCUUAUUUGUGCUGCACUCCUGAAGCAGUGUUCCUUGCAGAAUCACUCAGAGCCUUAGAAAUACAAACUUUAAUAUAUUCAUCCACUUGUGAGAAGAGUAAUAAUAGAAAAGCGCCAGAUAUUUUAUUCACAUGUUCCAUGUGUACUUAGGUAGCAAGUUGAACUUUUAAUGGGAAUGACAGUACAGUCACCCACUCCUUCAUUCCCUGAGUAGUUUGUCUUCACAACCCUGGAGAAUGUAGGCUUGUCAACACUUCCACUUUUCAAGUGGCCAUGGGGGUGUUGGGGCGUGGGGGAAGAAGGUCAAAGAGAGUUACUGCCAGCACCUGUAAUUUGGGGAGUGAGAAGCUCAUGUUCAGUUGAAGCUCUACUGGCCAGGCACAUCCCUUCUCAUACUCUGUUCAUUUCUAACAUGUUUUUACCUACAAAGAGAACUCAGAAGCAAACACACCCUGCUUUCAGUAGGCACAUCUCCAUUGAAGCCAAAGGUAUGACUGUGAGAAUUAUGUAAAUCGUGUGAAAUGAUACAUGUGGCUGGUGUGUGAAAAGUGUUCUGUCUUUCCUGGUCGAGCAAUACUCAUUUUCACCAUCUGAAGAGUUUGAUUUUUGUCUUUUUAUGUCUUUGUCCUGUGGAAAGCCAUUUCAGUGGAUUGCAUCUAAGGUAGCAGAGGAUUUCAGGAUCCUCCAGCAUCAUCUGAGAGCAGUGGAGGACUGUAGUGGGAUGCUACAAACACUGUCUUCUUUCUUGCUAGCUGGAAAGCUUGAGAAAGGACUGCCUUAACUGAUGGGAUUGCUUCAGAGUUAGGUUGGUGGUUUGGACAGUGAACUGGCCUGGAAACUAAGGAAACAUCCAAAUACAACCAGGAGAAAAGCCCUUUUCCACAGAGGGCCUGUCAGCACCUAAGAAAUGUUACCCAGAAUUGUCACUCUGAGGGAAAAGAGUCUUAGCUUACCUCUUUGAGCUGGAAAUACACAAACUUGUGUACAAUGGCAUGCAAGUUCUCCUCUUUCUUCCUGACUGGAGUCUGUUUCCUGUAGUGUUAGGAAAGCCAUGGUAAUUAUACACGGAAGGGUCAUAGGCCUGUUAUCUCAACUAUUUCUCUCUAGAAUAGCUGGCAGAAGUUCAGCCUGAAAAAUAAUUAGCUGAUUGGAAAUAUAUUUCUGCUGGAACAUGCCAACUCAACAAAAAAUAAAAGCAUUUUCUUAAAA